Indicator indicator is the source of this 674-nucleotide messenger RNA. RefSeq names its product Fas associated via death domain (gene FADD). The transcript is spliced from 2 exons. Gene Ontology annotation, biological process: signal transduction; regulation of apoptotic process. The record is from RefSeq and is a predicted model, not a curated record. The coding region runs from base 79 to 666 and encodes 195 amino acids. Gene Ontology annotation, molecular function: protein binding. NCBI's taxonomy places the organism in Eukaryota, Metazoa, Chordata, Aves, Piciformes, Indicatoridae.
CUCUGACAGCCUUUCCAGUGAAGCCCGUGUCGACUCGCCCCGGGGCCUGGUAGUGGUUGUGGUGAAGACCUCAGCACUAUGGAUCCGUUUUUGUCUCUGCUGCACUCUUUCUCCUCGAGCUUGACAGAUAGGGAGCUUUCUUCCAUGAAGUUUCUCUGCAUGGAUAAAAUUAGGAAAAGGAAGCUCGAGGAUGUCCAAACUGGCGGGGAGCUCUUCACCAUCCUUCUCGAGCAGCAGGACAUAACAAGAUAUGACGUAGCGUUUCUUGAGGAAUUGCUUAGGAACAUUAAAAGAGAAGAUCUGCUCUUAAAGCUAAAGCAGUUCGUAGAUGAAGGAGAAGUUAAGGCUCCUGAAGAUCAACCCGAUCCACAUGAAAAACGUCUUCAGAAGGUAGCCAUGGAGGUCAUAUGCGAUAAUGUUGGGAGAGACUGGAAAAUGCUGAUGAGGAAACUGGACUUUUGUGAUGUGAAAAUGGACAGAAUAGUGGAAGCUAACCCACGGGACUUGCGUGAGCAGCUGGUUCAGUCUCUGCGAGAGUGGCAGAGGUGGAGGGGAAGAGAUGCAAAGGUGGCUGACUUGAUAACAGCUCUUCGGGGCUGUGGUAUGAAUUUGGUGGCAGACAGAGUUGAACAGGAGCUCUCGCUACUGAACAGUGGAGCCAGGUGAAAUCAAUG